Messenger RNA from Volvox carteri f. nagariensis, 4647 nucleotides. RefSeq lists its product as uncharacterized. The transcript has 21 exons. Lineage: Eukaryota; Viridiplantae; Chlorophyta; Chlorophyceae; Chlamydomonadales; Volvocaceae. The record is from RefSeq and is a predicted model, not a curated record. The coding region runs from base 1 to 4647 and encodes 1548 amino acids. Gene Ontology annotation, biological process: intracellular signal transduction; cyclic nucleotide biosynthetic process.
AUGAAGGGUUUCCCCGACCAGCUUCUGUUCGCUUGCGUGGCUUUGGCAGCCUACCUUACCCCAAGCACAGCUUUCAUUACCAACGAAUCAAUCAUCAUAAAUGGAGGCCAGCUUGAUGCUUGUGUCAAGGACCUAAGCCGGAAUGUGGAAAGAACUUGCGGGUUGACACCAAAUGCGACUGACUACGCCGAGGCCGUCGCUGCUGCUGUAAGGGAUUUCGUAGCGACAUGUCUGCGCCUGCAGGUGCAGCCCGAAAGGGCCCCACGCAUCCUGGUACCCCAAGCACCUGGCAUCCUAACGAUGCUACAGCGGCACGCUACCGAGUACGAGAGCAUCACGGGAGUGCGGGUGAUCCUGGACCCGGUAGAUUCGCUGCAGGUGGGGCAGGAGGCAAGGCAGGAGCUGAUGUCUAACCUUACGGAUCUUUCGGACGGCUGGGUGCUGGAUGCCGGGUCCACAGGGUUGGUCGCAGAGCUGCAGGGCUUUCAGAGCUUGAACGAAUAUGUUUCUGAGGAUUCUGACCUGGCCUGGACGGACGUCGGUCUCUUCUUCCGCCAAACAGCUGCAAUGUACGAUGGCCAGCUCGCUGACGAUCCUGAUCCUGGCCCUGAAACUGCAACAUUCCCCCUCCUCAAGGUCAUCGGCAUUCCUCUGGAUGGCGACCUCCUCCUAUUGUAUUACAGCACUUGGGGGGAUCUCGUAACUCUAGCCCGCAACAUGAACGGCACGGAUACCGACGGCGAUGGUCACGGCGACCUGUACGGCAUCUGCUUCGACGAUUCCGGGCCGCCGCCAGUCGGCAAAGCCGCUUUCCUGCUGUUUGCCAUGGCGGCACCGUACUUGCAGUACAAAGGUACGUCGCAGGGCACAUUUUUCGACCCGGAGACCAUGGCACCGCUGGCGGACAAUGCCGCGAUGGCUCAGGCUGUACGGCACUACCUGGCGCUGAGGGCACUUGACCCGAAAGAGGCUGAGCAGGGCUGUGGCGGCGGGGCCGGCGGGGACGGUGACGGCGAGGCCCCGGCGUUCCGGCGAGGGUGUUGCCUUAUGACCGUUGACUGGGGUGACGAAUUUAAGGCUAGCGCGGCGCUGCUGUCCACAGCUGCCACAACAACCGAAACUGAAAUGAACAACGGCUCCGUGGCAACUGUAAACGGCUUCACAAAGCCCCGACAGCAGCUGUACGACGGCCGCAUCGCACUUGUCAACUUCGCGCCGUACAGCGCCUUCGGUGGGUGGAUGGGGGCCGUGUCAAGGUUCGCGCCGCCUUUGUACCGCCGUCGCGUGUACGACUUUUUUGCGUUCGUGGCGGCGCCCACCAACAGCUGGCGCGACGUGCUCGACGCCAGUACGGACAUCGAUCCGUACAGGAUAAGUCACGUGCGCGACGACGGGGACGACGGGGAAGACUUUGGGCGGUGGCUGGCUGCGGGUUAUGACCGUGACGCGACGCGGGAUUACCUGACUGCGAUCCGGGAGGCUCUCGGCUCCGAAAACACCGUGCUGGAUAAUCGGCUGCAGUACGUCGGCGAGCCGUACCGGCUGUACUAUGAGUACGGCCUAAGCAACCUGACGUCGAAGGCAGCACCUGACUUGACGGUGGAGUCCGUGCUGCGGAACAUUCAAGCUCAGCUGACCGCAGCUAUAGCUCGAGUUGUUGGCGGCGUGGCGCAGCUCCAGAACCAAUACUGCAAGCUCAUCGGCUGCCGGGUGAAACCCAUUGAUGGCGGCAGCGGCGAUAUCGAGUCCAGCACCACCCUCUGGGAGCUGCUCUCUGAGGAUGUGAUGGGCCGCGCUGUGGAGGUGCACCACGAUCUCAUUCGAACUUCUCUGGCUAAGUGCUCGGGACAGGGUGACUCGUUCAUUUGUGCUUUCCACUCGGCAUCGGACGCUGUUCGGUGUGCGACUCAAAUUCAGCUGGCGUUGCUGUCGGCGCCCUGGCCUCCGGAGCUACUGUCCUGCGGCGCUCUGGCGGCAGUGGCGGAGGUCGCCGUUAGCCCCGGGUUGCGAUGUGGUGAGGUGGCGGCCAUGUUGUCGGCGGACAGCCGCGCCGGCGGCGGCGGAGCUGGCGGUGGCGGCCUCUGCUCGCGUCUCUCCAAUCCCUCCGCCGGGUUACAUUUCCCGCCACUGCAUCUCCUGCAGAACCAGAAGCACGCCGGGAGAUACAGCAAUAUGCAGAAGCAGCAGGAGACGCAGCAACAGCAGCAACAGGAACACCGAAUGCGGCUGGGGAAGUAUCCGUUUGGGCUCCGACGGCCGCCCGGGCAAACUGCCGCUGCAGGGCUCUUGGGCGACGGUACGUCAAUUUACGCUCAGACGCCGCUGACGCCGCCGCCAGCAGUGGCGGCUUCGGCGGUUGCGGGCGCGUCCGGGAUGUCGACGCAAACGGCGACCAGUGGCUGCGGCGGCGCAGCUGCCGGCGACGUCACGGCCGCUUCCGUGCUAAUUUCUCAAGACGUGUCGCCAGUUCCCAGCGGUCCCCUCUUAGGGCUUACGUUAAAAGCGGACGACGAACUCCAUCCCGAGGGUAUGCCUGCGCGGCAUUUGGUCAACGCUGGCGGCAGUGGCGGCGGUGGCGGCAGCGCAUACGGCUGUGCCGGCCCUGGCCGCUGGGUUCGCUGCUGCUGCUACUACCAGUGUGGCAACGGCCACGCUGCCUCUGCCGCCCAUGGCAGUGGCAGCGGCGUCGGCGGCGCCGGCGGCCAUGUAUCUGCUGGCGCCGGCCCCGCGCCGCCAGCCCCUCGGCUGCCGCCGGCGCCGAAACGCCCGAGGGCCAACCUGGCGUCAUCAAUCCUGCGCAGCUUCAGCAGCGGGCUGACAACCCACCAUCCAGACAUUGCGGCGCUAUCGCCACCGGCAUCAGCGCUGGCGCCAUCACCCUACAGCGGCUAUAGUGGCGGCGGCGACGGCCAGCGCUCUACCUUUGUCGCUGACUGCGAAGCAAUGUCUGCUAGGCCUAGCGGCCAGCUGUCGACGCUGCUGCCAUCUUCAACCGCCAUUUUUGAUCCGCAGAGCCUAGAUGGCAACGUCGUCUGCUCAGUUCUGGAUUUACUUAAGCAAGCCUGGCUUGGCGGCACCUCCACGCGCCUGCACGGGCAUCAUCCGCCGCCAUCUCCAGGCCCUGUCCUUACCGCCAACCCAAUACAACCCUCAAGCCAUAACAUGAGCGCGAGAAUCAGCGCGAGUGGCAGUGGCGCAAGUGGAGGAGCAUUGGCGGCGGGAACCUCCGCCGCCGCCACCGCCGUUGCCGACUCGCCAACGUGCGCCGCGGCGUCUUCAGCUUCAGCUUCCCAGAGCCACACCAUGACCGUCUCACAACUUGCACUACCAGCACCGCCGCUGCCAAAUCAGCUACAGCUACAGCUACAGCUGCAACUAAAGCCGCAGGAGUCGCCUCAUCCGCCGCCGUCAGGGAGCGCGUCGCCGGCGCCGUCCGUGCUUCGAGCGCUCAUAGAGCGAAGGACGCGUGAUGGCGGCGGCAGCUGCUGCGAGGACGCCGUACCCGGCGGUGGCAACGGCGGCCGCAUCACGCUGUACCGCGGCCUCCGUGUACGGAUCGGUAUGGCUAGCGGGUUGCACAGCGGUACGGAUCUGUCGUACGUCCCCGGUGAGGCCCGAGUCCUUCUAAGCAGCACGACCUUUGCAGAGCUGCGACAGGAGGAGUCGUUAGGCGCCCGCCAUAAGGCCGCCGGUGGAGGCGGUGGCAGUAGCCGUGGCAAUCGCCAUGGCAGUAGCAGUAGCCAUUCGACCUGCCGUAGCAGUGGCAGCAGCCAGCUCCUAGUGAUACAUAUGGGGCAACAUGAGCUAUUAGAAGGCGAGGAAGUGGGGCUGGCGCCCCAGCAAGUGUACCAGGCGGUGGCGUCACCGCUGAUGGGCCGAUUGGCCUUGCUCCCGCCUCUGAAAGUCAGGACAACCUUCGCCCCGGGGGUGCUGGAGGCCCCUGUUGGCGCGGCGGCCGUUGCCUUCUCGUACACUGUGGGCGCAGACAGCCUCAUGUCGUGGGACGCUAAUGUAGCCCGGCAGGCCCUGAGCCUCCUAGAAGACACGUUCGCAGAGGAAGUGAUGCGCGUCAACGCAGCAGGCGCUGGCGGAUAUAUCGCGGAAGCCAGUGGCGGUUUGCUCCUGACGGCGUUCACUGAUCCGACCUUGGCGGUCUCAUGUUGCCUGGCGGUGAUGACGGCCUUGCCGGGGCUUUCCUGGCCGGGAGCACUACUGGGCCAUGCUCUUUGCGAGGAGCUGACGGUAGCUGGGCUGGACGAGACCUGCCAACCCGUGGAGCGCGUGCUGUUCAGAGGACUUCGGAUCAAGGCCGGAUUGGAUUAUGGUCCCGUCAGGGCCGCCGUCAACGCCGCCACGGGCCGCCUGUCGUACAGAGGCCGCGUCAUGAACCGGGCGGCAAGGAUAGCCGGCAAGGCCACGGCUGGGCAGAGCCCAUACCGUCAGCAGCAGCAGCGGCAGCAGCGCCCCGUAGCCGCCAUCAGCCUGGGCACCGUCCACCUCAGGGGGGUUCCGGAGCCCGUCGAGCUCCUGGUUUGCCGCCACGCGCCGCCUCCAAUACGCGUAAACACCGUAACUGGGUUGGUGGUGGGCGAGCCGGAGGUGCUCGAAACCGGGGCCACUGAGGUUGAAGACGGACUGGGUAUUUGA